GCGGUAACACUGGAAUAAAAGCAUGGAUUCCAGAAAGUACUCAACAUUUCACAACCAUGACGGAUCUCAAUGUGACUACAAUGAUGUCGCUGUCGGGACGAGUAGGCCUCGUUACAGGUGGAGGGACAGGAAUAGGAUUCAUGAUUGCGAAAGCCUUUGCUGCGAACGGGGCAAAAGUAUAUAUCACUGGCCGAAGGCUGGACGUGCUUAAGAAAGCCGCGGCUUCUGUUACGGGCGUUCCAGGAUCCAUUGUCCCUUUCCGGAUGGAUGUCACCGAUGAAGAAAGCGUCAAGGCCGGUGCAAAAUACAUCGAAGGAAUCGACGGGAAGCUCGAUAUCCUCGUCAACAAUUCCGGAAUUGCUGGGUCACGAAGGGACCCAGACUUCGCUGCGAAGAAAUAUGCCGCAGAGACUCGGGAUCCUUUCGAGCCCGAGACGGUACAGAACUGGGAGGACAUCUUCGCACUAAACACGAUCGCCGCAUUCUUCGUCGUACGCGCCUUCCAAUCUCUCCUCGUCAAAGGGGCGCAGUCCCGUGCCCAAGGCACAUCCAGCGUCAUCAACAUCAGUAGCGUGGCGGCAAAGCUGAACGGGCUGAGCCCCGCCACAUCCGCAGCAUACAAUGUAACAAAAGCUGCUUUGGACAAGCUCACGCUUGUUCUGGCAACGAGUUUUGCUGGGAGGAGUAUCCCGAUUAGGGUGAACGUGCUGGCUCCUGGUCCGUUUUUAUCUGAGAUGGCUACUCAUGAGCAGUUGGAGAUGAUCAAGAAUAACACUCUACCUGGAUUGGUCGCACCGGUUCCUGCGAAGAGGUCGGGGACUGAGGCGGAGAUGGGGAUGACGGCGAUCUACUUGGCCGUGUCGGACUUUACAAACGGAGCGGUUUUGAACCUGGAUGGAGGAUUAUCGUUGGUCAAUCCUUGAUUGAUGUAGAGCCUCAUUUGUCCAGUAGUCACGCAUGACGCACGGACGUUCGCAGUUUUUGCCCCUUUGACCGACCGGAGAAAUUUUUCCAAGAAGACGAUGGGUUUGCCGAUGAACUUCAUGUACAGAAUAUUUUCCAGAUUUACAUUGACAACAGCAGAUAUGAGAUCCUAUCAGAAGAGGUAUACAGAGAAUGGUGUAAUACAGCCACGAAAACACUGUAAUUAUGGUCAAACGA
Molecule: messenger RNA, 1161 nt
Organism: Guyanagaster necrorhizus
Lineage: Eukaryota; Fungi; Basidiomycota; Agaricomycetes; Agaricales; Physalacriaceae
Product: NAD-binding protein
Exons: 6
Coding region: 264-923 (219 amino acids)
Source: RefSeq, a predicted model, not a curated record